CGGAAGUUGUUGUUGGGAUAAGAGUUUAACGCUCACAUUACAGAUGCUGAUGUGCUCUUAAAAACAAGUAAACGAAAUUGACAGCAAAGCCCAAAAUAGGAAAGAAGUAACCAUUAUGCAUUCACACGCCAACUCAGCAGUCUGAAGUUGUUGUCUCUAAACAAAGACUCGUUUAGUCUUAGCGGCAUCGGCUAAUAAACGGAUGAAUGGAAAGCUGAUAGAAAUAGAAAUCACUAAAUGCUCUCAUAAUGCCUUCUUACGAAGAAUGGAGAAAGACCAAUCACUUUUAUUAUGUCGUUAAAUUUUCACUAAAUGUCUAUUCAAUGCUGUUUUCGUUGCUAGGUCUGUGUGUGCUAUGUGUCGGAGUGUAUGCAGAAGUGGAGAGGCAGAAGAAUCGAACCCUGGAGGGGGUUUUUCUGGCUCCUGCCGUGGUCCUCAUACUGCUGGGACUUGUCAUGUUCACUGUGUCUGUGAUGGGAAUGGUGGCCUCCCUCAGGGACAACAAGACCCUGCUGCACAUGUUCCUGUGCGUGCUCUGUGUUCUCCUGGCUCUCCAGGCUCUGGGUCUCAUCAUCGCCCUCAUCUUUGAAAAGACGACAAUCAAGUUGUUCCAGAACAGCAUACGAGAGGGUAUCAAGCAUUACUACGAUGACCUGGACUUUAAAAACAUAUUGGACUAUGUGCAAGAGAAGUUUUCUUGUUGUGGCGGAGAUGAGUACAAGGACUGGGAAGUGAACCAGUACCACUUCUGCAAUGGCACGAGUGCUUUGGCCUGCGGCGUUCCUUACACCUGCUGCGUCCGUCACAAGGUCGGGGAGGUUGUGAACACACUCUGCGGCUACAAAACUCUCAACCAGCAGCGUCAAACUUUGGAUGGCAUAAUCCACGUCCGUGGCUGUAUCCAUGCUGUCAAUUUGUGGAUGGGUGACAACAUCGGAGCUACAAUUGGAAUUUGCUGCGCCGUGGGGCUACCACAGCUUCUGGGAAUUGUUUUGAGCUGUGUCUUCUGGAACCUUCUGGUGGAAAUGAGCGAGUCUGUAGACAUGGUGGACUUUAACAUCCUGAAACGUGCCGGCUUUAACUACAGAAAUCUAGACCUCACAGGGGCUGGUUGGUGUAUGUGUCUACCUCGGGAUGGUGGUUAUCUACCUUUACCUGUAGCAGAACCUGACACCUGGGCUCCGGACCCAUUCCCUUUCAACUUGGAACAAGACCAUUCUAAAAUUCUUCUCGCACAUUCUCGGCUGGCAAACCAAGGAGCGGAUUUGCGUAUGGGAAUGGAUGAAGUAGACAAUCACGCUUAAGAACCACUGAUUUCAAGCUCAUAUCUAAACAUAUGUUUUUUAUUAAAUUUGUUAAUUAGACUUUUCCUGUUCACACUGUGUGUUAAGAAAGAAAUAGUUAGUUGCACUACUUGUUAGAUCGAUAACACUAUCAUGAAUCUAUUCCCUAACCCUAACACUAUUUUUUAGGAUGAUGUAGCAUGAAAAGGUUUGUAUAAAAAUAAGUCCUUGAAAUUAGGCAACCUUGACAAAAGUACACAAGCUUGUUUCGUGUAUUAUAUUGUUUACAUACUAACUUUUAUACAUCAUUUUAACGCAUCUAAUUGUCUACUGUCUUUUAUAAUGGAAAGGGAAUAUAGAAAGAAUUAAAUGAAUAUUUGGGAAUCAGUUAUGUUUAUUUUAAUAAUUUAUGGCUUUAAUGGGUAAUUCAUGCCUUUUUAAUUCAGGGAUAUUUACUGUUGUAAUAUUAGUUGCGAUUAGUGUUGUGAUCAGCAGAUGAAGCUGUGCUUUCAUCACGUUUCUUAAACGUUUACUUGCACCUUUUUAUUUCUGUUUCCUACACUACUGUCAUAAACCCCCAUACAGGGUAUGAGAAUAUUAUAAAUAUUAUGAAUAUUAUUUUUCUUUUAAAAAUGUGUGCAAGUUUUUUCAGUUAGUGGAAUGCAAGAAUUAUUUUGUAACGGUACAAAGACCUUCGGUCCAAACAUGCUUAUCCUCUGCAGAGUCAGGAGGGCUGAACUAAAUUAUUAUUUAUUUAAAUGUUGCCUUAAGUACAACGGAAGCUUUUUCCUCAGUACCUCAGGCUGUUCUGGAAUAGCCACGUUGAUUUGCAGGUAAUUUGUAGUUUUUUUGUACAAUUUUCUAUCGGGCCUUGUGAUUGACACUUUAAGCUGAAUUUAUCUGUGAGUGUAAUGCUCAUAUAUAAUGUUUAGUAACAAUCUAUUCUAAUGUGUUGAUGUUUGAUGGAAAAUGUUAGUCAUGUUUAGGUUGGUGGUGUCAUACUCGCCAUCAAUUUGUAAAAGUUGUCUUGUAUUUCUGAGUCUUUUUGAAAUACCUCAUGUUUAAAUUGAUGACGUUCCUCGAGAGAAUUUUGUAGAAACUUUAAUUGUGACUGUCAAUAAAAUUUUGCUUGA
Molecule: messenger RNA, 2416 nt
Organism: Triplophysa dalaica
Lineage: Eukaryota; Metazoa; Chordata; Actinopteri; Cypriniformes; Nemacheilidae
Exons: 8
Coding region: 249-1304 (351 amino acids)
Cellular component (GO): membrane
Source: RefSeq, a predicted model, not a curated record